AUAGUACAAUAUAAAUUAUAUUAUCUUGUUGCCUUAUUAUUUUUAGUAAGGCAACAUUUGUUUAAAAUGUCACCACGUCUCAAAAUAUCUAGUUAUGUUAUUGAGCGAUUGUCUAAUUUAGACACAAAUGAGAGCACAGGAUGUCUGUAUGGGCUUAUGUACGAUGGCACUUUACUCGUGAUCGGUUUGAGUAUAGAAUUAUUUGAAAAUGAUAAAAAUACAUUCAAACAAUUGCUUCUGAAUCUGCCUGCUGAGAUUGAAUUAUGUGGCGUGGUAAAAUUUGGCGAGAGCCUGUCUAUGGAAUCAUCAUUAAAAGAUAUUAUACAGGAGGUGGACAUUACAGAUAAUCCAUUAGUAAUUUUAAUAAAUAAGGACAAAAAUAUGAAAGCACACUUCUUGGUGCAUGAUAAAUUUGAAGAAACAAAAUAUGAGGUUGUAAAUGCUGAAGAACUGUGGAAACAAUUCCUUCAUGUGCGAUUAAACACAGUCUUGCCAUUAAGCUGUGAGGCAACUUUUUCUGGUGUCAAAAAUAUAAUGCAAAACAAAAGAAAAAAGAUUGCUUCUGGUCAAGUAUCAUUUCAUAUUGAUGGAACAGCUGUUUACUUAUUUGGUGUGGCAUCAGAUGUUGGUUUGACUGGUACAAACACCGAAGCAACAAUUGGUGAAUUAAUUGACUCUAAGAAUCCUGAACAAUUAUCUAAAAAGAAAAAACAUAAUACUAACAUUGUUGAAAUAGUAAAUGUGAACUUAGUAAUGAAAUCAACAAAAGACAUAUUAUCAGACAAACUUGUAAAAACUGCUGUUAAAAUGAUGACAACACAGCGUAAACCUGCAUUUUGUAUCAGUAUGCCAUUGCGAGUAGACACCUUGGCUAUAAUACACCGCAGUACAAAAUUACUGGACUUGUACACAGUAUUAGUAGAAUCAGCCUGUCGCUCACUCCGACUUUUGGAAAGUGUACUUCUAGAGCAACUAGGCCAAGAGGGUAUUGGCGAUGGUGCUGGACUUCGUCUACCAGAGACCUACCAUUAUUUACCACAGGAACUUGGACACUUUAUUACAAGAAUAGUUCCUAGGGGGAUUCCAGAUGAAAGUAUGGAAAAAGAAAGGCGUUUACUUCACGAACAAUUAGGGCUACCGCUCACUAAACCUAUAUUUCGUAGAGGUAACGCAUAUUCAGGCAAUAGUGGAGGUCGGUUAUUGAAUCCUCACGAAGCAAUAGCACCUACGCCGCCAAAACCUGACGUGACGGUAGCAUUACUCCGAGGGCGGUAUGCUUACUAUCACUAUAUGCAAGACAAUUUUAAUGAUGAUGGUUGGGGUUGUGCCUAUCGUUCAAUGCAAACAAUAUUUUCAUGGUUCAGGUAUCAAGGGUAUACAACUGUGGAAGUACCAACUCACAGAGAAAUCCAACAGUGCCUUGUUAAAAUUGGCGAUAAGCCAUCAUCGUUUUUAGGUUCAAAACAAUGGAUAGGUUCCACAGAAGUCAUGUUUUGUCUAGAAACACUUCUCGGUGUGCAAUCAAGAAUCGUGUUUGCAAAUACCGGCGCAGAACUGCAGUUUUAUGCUCCUGAAUUAGUUCACCAUUUCCAAACGCACGGCACCCCUAUUAUGAUAGGUGGUGGAGUGUUGGCGCAUACAAUUUUAGGAGUCGAAUAUAACUCUGUUUCAAAUGAGACACGGUAUCUAAUCCUGGACCCACACUACACAGGUGCCGAAGAUCUUACUGUAGUUAUUAACAAAGGCUGGUGUGGUUGGAAAAACUCUGAUUUUUGGAAUAAAGCUGCUCAUUAUAACUUAUGCCUACCACAAACUAAACCAACUAUAUGAAUCUUUAUUCUGUGAACUUUGCAACUAUAUCUGAUAUUAAUUUUAAAUAAUUUUAUGUAUAUUGUUAUUAUUUACGUUUAAUAAUAUACUUAGCACUGCUCUCAAAAUGUUUUUCCCCAUAAGUUGAUUCGCCAACAUUCGUAUCGAGCUGUGAUAACUGACUUUAUAAAGCCUGUCAAUUCCACUAACUGCAUUUGCGAAUUUUGCACCUUAUUAAUUUAUAUAUAUUUUUUACACUGUAACUGUAAGAGUGAGUAAAGGAACUUUUUAUUAUUUAAAUUGUAAUUCGAAUUUAAUUAACUUGCUUAGUUGUCGAUAUGCAAUUUAACAAAAAUAAUCUGUAUCAAAUAGAUACUUGCCAAGUCUAAAUCUUGAAGCUAAAUGGGAGAAUGACCUCGUAGUUAGCUGUAUUUGAAAGACGGUUGAUUAGUAUAUAAUAUCGGUAACGGUUUAAAGAUUAUUUUAUAAUUCUGAAAAAAAAAAUAACAAUAAAAAUGCUUGUCUCUUUUAAAGAAUAAAAGCGAUAUAUAUAGUUGAAAUUGUUAUUUUUUUAAAUAAUUAACUGAUUGUCCCACCAUUGAAUAAUUUGUCUAGUUCAACGUAAAUUGUAGGUGUUGAGAAUAGAAAUAGAUAAAAACGGUACCUGGAUUGGGAAGACGUCAAAACAGAUUUUUUUUAUUGUUAGGGAGGCAAACGAGCAAACGAUAAAUAAUGGUAUGGGUUUAAACUUCAGUUGCUUGGUAUUUUAUUUAAUCACAUAAAAAUAUUAAUAGGUUUUCUAUAACAAUUAUCUACUACUAAUAAAUGCAAAAUGUAAUCAUAAUAAUAAAGGAAACGUGAUAGCUUUAAACUAUAAAGAUAAACAGCACUAUAAUCAUUAGAGAAAACUCUGUGACACUUGUGAUACCCCUUAUGCAUUGACAUUAAUUGCUGAGGAAUAAUGGCUAUAUCCUGUUCAAGUGGUUAUUUAAGUAGAUAUAGGUGCAUUAUUCAGAUUUUAAAUAUAUAUAUUUUUACCACGUUACGUUAUAUUCUUUAAAAGAGACAAUUAUCUAGAAAAUAGGUAUAUUAAAAAAUAAUAAGUUUUGUUGUAUUAUUUUCCCUAAAUAAACGAUCCGACAAAAUUUCCACUAAUGUUUUUAAUGUAUAUUUCUUUUUCUUUCCUAUACUAUUGCAUGUCUAUAUUUAAACUAUUAUCUGAUCUAUUAUUAUCUAUGAAUACAAUGAAACAUCAAAUAAACUUGCACUGAUUCGAAUUGUGUUUGUAAUACUUAACAUAUUUUAUUGUUAUGACAAAAUAUAUUUGAAAGAUGUAAGCUAAAAAGAAUGUGUUAUAUUUUGUACCAAUUAAAUUAUAAUUACGA
Molecule: messenger RNA, 3194 nt
Organism: Galleria mellonella (greater wax moth)
Lineage: Eukaryota; Metazoa; Arthropoda; Insecta; Lepidoptera; Pyralidae
Gene: Ufsp2
Product: probable Ufm1-specific protease 2
Exons: 10
Coding region: 67-1830 (587 amino acids)
Source: RefSeq, a predicted model, not a curated record